This is a messenger RNA of Chrysoperla carnea, 1832 nucleotides long. Its product is annotated as mini-chromosome maintenance complex-binding protein. The coding region runs from base 38 to 1768 and encodes 576 amino acids. Gene Ontology annotation, biological process: DNA-templated DNA replication. The transcript is spliced from 9 exons. Gene Ontology annotation, molecular function: chromatin binding. Lineage: Eukaryota; Metazoa; Arthropoda; Insecta; Neuroptera; Chrysopidae. The record is from RefSeq and is a predicted model, not a curated record.
AAAAAUUGUUCAUCAAUUCUAUAAAUAAAAUAAAAUCAUGCCUAUUUUACAAAUAACAAUCGAUGAACUACUCACAAAUAAAGAACAAACGUUACAACAAAUUGAAAAAGCUUGGGAUGAAAUACCUUUAAUGAAUGAUAUUGGAUUGGAUUCAUUAAAAAAUGGAUCUCUGGUACGAUUCCGUGGUAUGGUUCAGGAUAUGCAUAGUCCUGAAUAUUAUUUGGAUAUGUACGAAAUUAAAAAUACAAUUACAAAUGAAAAAACUAUGCGAAAUGGAAAGUAUAAGGACAUUAUCGAUGUACAUGAUAAUGAAGUAUUCACUUUUGAAAGUGAUACAAAUGUUAAUAAAGAAAGACAGACGUUUGUUGUUAUAUCAAUGCCGGGAUUAAAUUCAUGGACUCGUAAUUUAGAAAAUGAGAGUAAAAAAUUACAAUUAUGCACAUCUUCAAAUCAAACUAAAAGAAAAAUUGAAGAUGAAGUUGAAGAAAUGGAAACGAGUGACUCAUCGUCUUCUGUCACAAGUAAAAAAAUAUGUGAAAAUACGACAGAGUCAUCGAGUGAAUCUCAAAACUUAAAAAAUAUAUCACCAGAAUUUCUAUUGAAUUGUCCGCUUGCUGAUCGUCCUGGAAAAGCUUGUUUAGUUAAGGUGUAUGAAGAUUAUGAUUGGAUUAAAAUAAACGAAAUGAUUGAAACCGUUGGAUUUUUAGCAGUAAGUCCAUUGCCAACAAAUCCUACAACAUCUGAUGAUGGUACCGUUGAUAUGGAGAAUCAAGUAAUGAAUCCACCACCAUCAUUAAUACCACGGAUCCAUUCGAUUGUAAUUAAACGAAUCACACAUGAUAAUCCAUUAUUACCAACUAAAUUAGAAUCGUAUAAUGAUUCAUUAAAUCCAUUUCGUGAUGUUUUCAAAGAUUUACAUUUGGUCUUAACACAAUUAUUACUUGGUGAUAAAUUAGCUGCAGAAUUUUUAAUUUGUCAUUUAAUAUCUCGAGUGUAUUUGAGAAAAGAUGUGAUUUCUCUUGGACAAUGCACAAUUAAUUUUUCAAAUAUUCCAUCUGAAAAAUACGAGAAUUAUGUGAAAAAUAUUUAUGAAAUUUUAGAAUUGAUGGUGCCAAAAAGUCAUUAUUUUCCAAUGACUUUAGAUAAUAUGAAUUCUUUGGAAUUUACACCAAAAAAAGAUUAUGAUUGUAAUCGUUUAACAACUGGUCUACUACAAUUAAGUGCGCAUACUCAUUUGAUUAUUGAUGAGAGUCGAUUACAAGCGGGACGGUUGGAUCAAAUCGGUGUGAAAAAUGUACAAGCACUUGCAAAUGUCGUUCGAAAUCAACGAUUACCGUAUGAUUUUAAGUUUUAUCAAAUGGAUUAUGACACAGAUAUUCCAGUACUUAUAUUUAGUGAGGGUAAAAGUUUAUUACCGUGUGAUUUUCAUGUUCCUUUGGAACCUGAUUCUGAAUGUGUAAAAACGUUAAAUGAAAUCAUCGAAGCCUCCAAACAUUUUUUGAAUUCAAAUUUACUUGAUCGUAUUCGUAAAUUUUUAACCAUUGCUCGACAUUCGAAUUGUGAACUUACCGAUGAUAUUCAAGAGGUAAUACAAGAAGAUUUUGUGGAAAUGAGAAAAAAAGAUCAAAAAAUAAAUUCGGAAGAUUUACAUAAACUUUUAGUAUUAUCCCGUCUUAUCGCUUUGUCUGAAGGACAAUGUAAAGUUGGCGUGGACGCAUGGAAAAGAGCACAAGUUUUGGAAACAGAACGAAAAUCUAGAUUAAAAUAGUUGUUAUUCGUCGUUUAUUUUGUACUUUUAUAUUUAAAUUGUUAAAUAAAUAUUUUAAUUAUUA